UUGCAUAAAGUAGGGGUACAGUUCUGCGAUCCCCCUCAGUUUUCGAGAGCUAGAGUCGGCAGCGCCGCCGAGGCUGCGUGUGCCGUAAUCUUGUUCCUACACCCCAUUCCCCCUCCCUCCCGUUGCAGGUUCGUUUCCUGCAGGGGGGAGGGGGUGGCUUCACCAUGUUUGGAAAUGCUCGUGUCGCUGCAGAACGACGACUGCCAAAGGACAGCGACGGAGAGAAGAAGUGAGGUCGAUCUUUCGGCGGACUAAGAGCCAUGGCCCAAGCCAAGAUCAGCCAGCUGAAGAGUGGCGAUACCGACAACAAGUUCCUGCGAUCCUUAUCCAUGGCAGACCGGUCGGGACGCCUGCUGGAGACGCUGGACGAGCUGGAGCUGAGGGUGGAAGCUUUGCGUGAAGCAGCUGCUUCAAUGGAGCAAGAGAAAGAGACUCUGCUGGAGCUGAUCCACAGUGUGCAGAACAGCCAAGACAUGAAGAAUAUCAGUGAUGGAGAACGGGAAGAACUCCAUUUGACUGCCAGCAGGCUCAUAGGCCGAACCCUGACUGUGAUGGUAUCUGUGGAGACAAUCCGCAGUCCUCAGCAGGAGGAAUCCCUUAGCAAAGCCACGGCAUUGAUUGACGAGGUGGCUGGUAAGCUCCUGGAGGAUCUGGGAAGUGCUAAGAAGCGCCUAAUAGCUCUCUACAAUGCCUGCUCCUCCGAUGCACUUCAGGGGCCAGUUGAUCAAAAAUUCCAGUCCAUAAUCGUGGGUUGCGCAUUGGAAGACCAAAAGAAAAUUAAGAACAGACUGGAGAAGCUGAUCAGAAAUGUGUGCAAUGCUGACAGUUCAAUCAUCCUCCUGGAUCCAAAGAAAGUAAAGGUUGGCAACCAUAAUCACGUCCAACAAAGUGUAUUUGACAAGAAAUCUACAAAUGGAAAAUGAAAAGUAAACUGUGUGUACGAUUCUGUGGAGAUGAGAAAUUUAUUGGGAAGUUGUGAUGUCCGGUUCUCUCUCUCAGAUAAAUGCAUUCAAAGGAGCUGAGAGGCAGCUUAAGGUUGUUCCAGGAAUAAUGUACUAGAUUUGCUUCUAAGUUCUCUGAACAUCUCAUGACAUAGAUCCCAAUAGAGAUAGACAUCUUCAUGAGGAGCUACCAAUGUUAUUAGUACACAGUUAUGUAGUGCAUGGAAUUAAAAUAUGCAGCAGAGAUGUAGUCUAUUUGGCUGCCAUGCCUAGUGCUUGUUUCUCACAGAUCUUGUCCUGCUGUACACCUUCUCACCUUUUUAGCAUAUUCUUUCAUUCCAUUUUCCUUUCAAGAAUUUAUUCAGCUUUCCCCAUAAAUACACCAAUGUCCAAUGCUCAGUUAUUUUUCAAGCAAGUGAUCUCUAUGUUGAGGUUCUCCUAACGCUCUCCUUUAUUUAUCAGUGGCCAACUUGCAUUUUCAGGCCCUAAUUCUGGCCUCUUCCCGUGGGAAACAUACCUCACUUGAUCUGAAAGGUCUUUCUGGUCACCCCUCAAAGGAAUGGCUGAUCAAAUAAAUAAUUUGUGUGAAAGAACAGAAAAGAUUAAAACACCAAUUAAGAUGUUGUUGAAAAUAAAGUUCACUACAUAAAAAGAUAGCUUGUGAUAUGUAAAUAUGUUUAAUCUUUUACAUUCCUAAAUUCUAGAGCUUUCCUAUAAUUGUGUUACUAUGAAAAUACAAACACAUUCUUUUCUAAUGAUGCACACUUUCAGUGAAUUGGAAUAAAAUGAAAAUAGUAAUGAUUUUAGUGAAAUUUUUGACUGGAGAAAUGAUGGAAAAUAACUCUUGGUUGCUGUGGACUUGAGUUCCUCUGAGCACGAUGAUGAUCUGAUCUAAAUGAUCAGCAAACUAGUUUGCUUUAUGUACAGUGACUAUAGGAUUUCUGCAAAACCCUUUGUAAAAUAAUAGACCAAAGAAGAUUCACUUAACAAAACAAACAUGUUGUACGUGUUAGGAUUAGUAAAUUGUUGGCAUGCUGUUGGUGUUGGAAUCAUGAUGAUACCUGCAGGUUGCCCCAGCACAUCAUCGAACUGUUGGUCAUUGACACAUAUAGCACAUUUCACUGCAUGUUUCAAUGUACUGUACAUAUCAAAUAAAGCUAACCUAAUCUUUAACAAUAAGGUUGCAUGGGAUCUGAACUUCUUACUAGCUCCAACUCAAAGCUAGAGGGUAUCUUAACUUGGCAGUAAAGACUUUCAUUAAAUUCAAAGCAGGGAAAAUCAGGAAGCGUUUUUCUUCAUAUAAGGGCCAUGUAGAAAUCUGGUAUUCUAAAAGGCGGUGGAGCUCAAGACAACUGGAGUUUUCAGGGACAAGAAUGGCAGGUUCCAUGCUAAGUAGGUGCAUGAGAGAAACUGGUAAACAGCAUCAAGUGUAAAUCAAUUAACAACUAUCGUGAUUGUAGCUGAUGAUCUUUUUUGGGUGAAGAAUUCUCCCAGUGCUUAACAUGUGAGAUUGAAAACGUGUCUAGCUGGACCAUUGACUCCUCCAGAGUGUGACAUGCCUAACUGAAGGAUGAGGUGCCAUUCUGGGAGCUUGCUUUGAGCUUCAGUGGCAGAAGAACAGGAAUUCAUGUUACAAGUGACUGGAAGUUCAUGGUUCUGCUUCUGAAGUAAGUAAGUAAGCAUCUGACGUGCAGAGAAUAGAUAGGUUGAAGAUUGUAGAAAAUAGAACGCAUACAGUCAGCAAUCUUGAACAAAGAAACAUUGGUAUAGAAGGCAGCAUUUACGAAACGGAUACAAUGGAGAGGGAAAGCUGUGGAAUAUCUUGUAAAGUACGUAAAAGAUUUAAGGUGGGAAGAGCUGUAGGAGACAAAAGGAAAUUAUAUCAAGGAGGGCAUGGAUAAAGACAUGUUUUGUUAGGAAAUGAUGGAAAGGGUGGAUAAUAAUAAUUAAUGAAAUUUUGAGAUGAAAACAUUAACAGUCAUUAAAACACCAGAGGAAAGUGAAGCAUGCAGCAUGAGGAUUCUUGGAACCAAGGCCUUUCCACAUUGCUGCAAGGAUUAGGGUUCCCAUAGCAACAUCAUAAUACCUUUCAUUUGGAGGGAGUGACAGGUGAUUUUAUUCAGUCUGAUAACUAGUUGUGCAGAGCAGACAAGGGUCAAGGCAAAAGGAAGCUAUUUAAGUUUCUUUUCAAGGAAUAAUUAAAGGCUCUGAGGCUUAACUGAUGGGAAAUGUGGAUUUUAGACAAGUUGGAUGUCCAGGCUGAAAGUGAGAAUUUGCACCAGUUAUGGAUAAACAAGUGGAUAAACCAGAAUAUAACUACAUCUGUCCCAAAGAAGUCAUGGGGACUAUGCAAUUCAAGUUUUAAAAUAACAGCAAGCUGGGCUGUGUUGCUGGUGUAGUAGAGAGAGGUAGUAAAUUGAUU
This is a messenger RNA of Hypanus sabinus (Atlantic stingray), 3363 nucleotides long. RefSeq names its product BCL2 associated athanogene 2 (gene bag2). The record is from RefSeq and is a predicted model, not a curated record. Lineage: Eukaryota; Metazoa; Chordata; Chondrichthyes; Myliobatiformes; Dasyatidae. Bases 261 to 923 code for a protein of 220 amino acids. Gene Ontology annotation, molecular function: adenyl-nucleotide exchange factor activity; protein-folding chaperone binding. Gene Ontology annotation, biological process: protein stabilization. The transcript has 4 exons.